This is a messenger RNA of Anopheles cruzii, 780 nucleotides long. RefSeq lists its product as uncharacterized. The coding region runs from base 1 to 780 and encodes 259 amino acids. The record is from RefSeq and is a predicted model, not a curated record. The transcript is spliced from 3 exons. Gene Ontology annotation, molecular function: protein binding. Lineage: Eukaryota; Metazoa; Arthropoda; Insecta; Diptera; Culicidae.
AUGAAUGUCGCAAAAACCGGCAAAUGCAUUGUGGAGCUGGAGUGCACGGAAGAUUCGGAGCCAUUUGAGAAAAGGGUGGUCUCAUUCAACGUUGGCACCGAAGCACUGGUUGGCCGGCUGGACCGGAAUCCUCCGAUCAAUCGGGACAAGACUUUUUAUUUCAGUAAUCGAAUCAUUUCCCGAAAGCAUGCCGCUCUGUUUUACCUAGAGGGCAAGUUCUAUCUUAAGGAUUUAGGAAGCACUAAUGGAUCGUACCUUAAUGGUGAACUCGUUGGCGAUGUGGAGAGUGAAACGCAACCAACCGGAGCACGAGAGAUCAAAUCUGGCGACGUGGUUCGAUUCGGAAUACCUCGCAUAACCAUCGCCACCGAAGAACUUCACAAACCCAUCGUAGGGCGGCUGACACUUACUGCGCCAAAUGAUGUUAGGGAGAGAAAGGGUGACGGACCGAUGAAAUGUUUCACCCCCUUCGAAGGAUAUCUGGAGCACGCUGAACCGCCGACCGUUCCGAAUGAGGCUCCGGCAACGACGAAACAAAAGCCCAAAAUGGCACACUCACCCACAAACGCUCCUAAAAGUGUUAACCACCAGGGGACUGAUACGGAUACGGUCGAAUCAAGUGAUAAUGGGACACAAACGAUCGGCGAUAACGAUGCCCACAACUUGAAAAGCCACCAAAAACUCCUGGCGCAACGCUGUUCGUUCCUGCAAGCAAUCCUUCUCUGUAUGGCGAUCAUAGUGGCCUACCAAUUUCAUCUGUUGUUCUUUUCCAUUGGUUGA